Auxenochlorella protothecoides is the source of this 972-nucleotide messenger RNA. RefSeq names its product LAG1 longevity assurance-like protein 2. The transcript has 8 exons. The coding region runs from base 1 to 972 and encodes 323 amino acids. The record is from RefSeq and is a predicted model, not a curated record. Lineage: Eukaryota; Viridiplantae; Chlorophyta; Trebouxiophyceae; Chlorellales; Chlorellaceae. Gene Ontology annotation, molecular function: sphingosine N-acyltransferase activity. Gene Ontology annotation, cellular component: endoplasmic reticulum; membrane. Gene Ontology annotation, biological process: ceramide biosynthetic process.
AUGGCUGAUGGGGGCUGGUUCGAGAGGGUUUUGGCGACCGUCUUCGCCGACACCCCCUUCUUGAAGGGGGGCUCCGCGGACUAUGUGCUCGCAGCGUGCUUGGCCCUGUGCUUUCCCAUCGUGCGCGCCAUCAUGGACCGCACCGUGCACGAGACUGUGGCCUGCUGGGCGCUGAAAGUGCCGGCCUACAAGAAGAGCGACGACCGACCCAAGGAACUGGAGGAGACGAAGACCAAGUUCAAAGAGUCCCUCUACAAAGCGGAGGCUCAGGCGGUGUUGACCUUCUUCCUCCUGCUGGUGGUGACGCACCACAAGUGGGCCUUCGACACACGCCUGUUCUGGUCGGAGUGCUACCAGCUGCCGUGCCUGGCCCCCAUGUCCCUGGGCGAGCGCUUCAUCUACUGCCUCGAGCUGGGAUUCUAUCUGCAGGCGCUGCCCAUCCUGUUCGUGUGGGAGACCAAGCGCAAGGACCGGCUGGAGGUGGCCGCGCACCACGUGGCCACCAUCCUGCUCAUAGCCUACUCCUACUACCUCAACCUGACGCGGGUGGGCAUCAUGGUGCUGGCCUGCCACGAGCUCAACGACGUCUUCCUGGAGUCGGCCAAGAUGGCGCGCUACGCGCGGCACGAGACCAGCACCACCGUCUUCUUUGCCACCUUUGCGCUCUCCUGGUUCGUGUCCCGCAUCUACGUCUUCCCCGUCUACGUCAUCCGCAGCACGCUCAUCGACGCCAAGCACUAUGGAAGGGUGUUUGACGUCAACAUCGAGCCGCACUAUUCCAUCCUCAACGGGUUCCUCAUCUUCCUCCUGGUCCUCCACAUGUACUGGUCGUACCUCAUCGUGCGCAUCAUCGUGGGGCAGCUACGGCAUGGGGAGAUCCAGGACGAGGUCGCCGCAAAGCUGGUAGACCAGACGCUGGCAGGCAGCCGAGGGAACGAGCCCAACGUCACAUCCAUCCCUGGCAGCACGUAA